UGCAGCUAUUGUGGCAAGCAGUUUAAGAUACAGUUUCUCUUAACCCAACAUUUACGAACCCAUACUGGCAUCAAACCGUUUAAAUGUAAACAAUGCGACAAGAGAUAUUACUCUGCCAGCUCUUUACGAAACCAUCAACAAAAACACAACACAAACGCUGACAGAUUUAAAUGUGAGAUUUGCGAACGACGCUUCGUUUACAAGAAUAGUUUAAAACUCCACAUUGCUACGCAUUCAGAGGAAAAGCCAUUCGUGUGUAAUAUUUGUGGCAAGUCGUUUAAACAGAACGUCACCUUACAAGGGCAUUUAGGACAGCACAAAGGAAUUAAAUACGGCUGCGAAUUGUGCGGACAGAAGUUCAAAGAGAGGUCCUCCAUUUAUCGUCACAUGCAGCUUCACACUGGCGUUAAACCAUUCCAUUGCGAGAAAUGCGGGAAGGCGUUCUCUAGAAAAGGAAACCUAAAAGAACAUAUGUCGAUUCACGAGCCUAAAACGGUACAAACUUUGUACAACUGUUCAGCCUGUAAUAAACAAUACAAGCACAGACCUUCUAUUCACAAACAUCUACGUGUC
Lottia gigantea (owl limpet) is the source of this 573-nucleotide messenger RNA. RefSeq lists its product as hypothetical. The annotation marks the transcript as partial. Gene Ontology annotation, molecular function: RNA polymerase II cis-regulatory region sequence-specific DNA binding; DNA-binding transcription factor activity, RNA polymerase II-specific. The transcript has a single exon. Gene Ontology annotation, biological process: regulation of transcription by RNA polymerase II. The record is from RefSeq and is a predicted model, not a curated record. NCBI's taxonomy places the organism in Eukaryota, Metazoa, Mollusca, Gastropoda, Lottiidae.